CUCCUCGCCAUAUGAUCCCUAUCUCACACGAUAGCUACAGUCAUUCAUUAACCUGGGCUUGAAGUAAAUGCUCUUUGCUCUCAUACACACUCUUGAACGAUGUUCUGUGGCUGGUUGGAUCACAUCUAAGGUGCUGCAAUGAACGGAAAGAAAAUACACAACUCUGGCCUGGUCUUGCUCACCAUGCUGGUAGCCUCAGUCUAUACUGGGAACAUUCUGGUCUUCCCUGUGGAUGGCAGCCACUGGGUCAAUAUGAAAAUACUGAUCGAGGCUCUUUAUGCCAAAGGUCACAAUGUUACAGUCAUACGACCCUCUGACAGCUGGUACAUAGAAGCAACGUCGCCAUGUUACACCUCCAUCACUUUUGGAAGCUCAAAGCUUUUUGAUCAAGAAUUUAUUGGAAAUGCUGUGAGGAAGUACUUAGACAUUAUGAGGGAGGGUUCCAUAUGGGCUCGUCUGAAACUCGAGAAGGAGAUGUGGGACAAAGCAGUGGAAAUGGUGGAGAAAGAAAAAACAUAUGUGAUCAGUUUAAUUAAAGACCAGGAGUUAAUGCAGUCCUUAAGAGACACCAAGUAUGAUGUGUUUUUUACUGAUCCUGCCUUAAUUAGUGGCAUCAUUUUAGGACAUUUUCUCAACCUGCCUGUUGUCUUUAAUGUUCGCUGGUGCCUCCAACAUGAGGGACACUUUGCAAUCGCUCCCUCACCUCUUUCAUAUGUACCAGUGCCAAUGUUAGAGCUGCCAGACCACAUGAGCUUUUUUGAGAGAGUGGUAAAUGUGCUCAUGUACAUUGUAACUGAGUUACAGUUCAAGUAUUUUAUAGCUUCAGGUUACAAUGAAGUGUGUCAUCAACUCUUUGGUCCAGAAAUAAACUACUUUGAAUUAAUCCAAGGAGCAGAUCUGUGGCUGUUCAGAGUUGAUUUUACGUUUGAAUUUCCACGCCCUACGAUGCCAAAUGUUGUCUACAUGGGUGGUUUCCACUGCAAGCCUUCCAAACCUCUUCCACAACAUCUUGAGGACUUUGUGCAGAGCUCUGGUGAACAUGGGGUCAUUGUCAUGUCUCUUGGAACUUUAGUUGGUCAACUUCCUCAUGAUGUAGCCAAUUCAGUAGCUGAGGCUUUUGCAGAGCUUCCACAAAAGGUUAUAUGGAGGUAUACAGGGGAAAGACCUUCUACAGUUGGAAACAAUACUUUAAUAAUGGACUGGAUUCCCCAAAAUGAUCUGCUUGGUCACCCUAAGACCAGGGCAUUUGUAGCUCAUGGGGGAACCAAUGGAAUUCAGGAAGCUAUCUAUCAUGGCGUUCCUAUAAUUGGUUUUGGACUCGUCUGGGAUCAGCCUGACAAUCUCGCAAAAAUGAGGGUGAAGGGAGUCGCCAAGAACGUCAACUUUGCAACUAUGGAUAAAGAUUCCUUCCUUUUAACGGUGAAAGAAGUUCUUCAGAACGCUUCAUAUCGGGAAAAUAUGCAGAGACUCUCCAAAAUCCACAGAGACGUGCUGAUAAAACCUUUAGAUAAUGCUGUCUUCUGGAUUGAGUACAUCAUGAGGCACGGUGGUGCUGCUCAUCUACGAACAGAAUCUUAUAAAAUGCCCUGGUAUUCGUACCACUCUGUAGAUGUUUUACUCUUCCUGCUGUCUGUUCUUUCUGUUAUUGCCUUCACUACAGUUGCAAUCAUCAGACAUGUUUGUUGUAGGCUGAGGAGCAAGAAAAAAUCUAACAAAUAAGUAGAAACUUUACUCUUGAUUAUUUAAGGACAGAGUGUUUUCUAUUUUUAUUUGAUUCAGUUUUUUCUUUCUAGUUUGAUCACAAUAUGUCCACAAAAGUUUUUCUGUUAUCCACUUGGGGGACAUCACAUGAGACGUUUCUUCAGGGCUGAUUUUUAUUUAUUUUUUUACAAAAAGUGAUGAAUAGAGUGAUAAGUGAUUAAGUGUAUCAGAUGAGCAUUGGAUCAGUUUCUCAGUUUCUUCUGGACUCUUUUUCUUUACAGCACAGUGUGUUGGAUUCACACUCUGACUUUAUUAUAAUAAAUCAACAAAUCAAAAGUUUUUGAAAGCUUCAUAUAAAAUCUCCCACACCACACACACAUUACACUGGAAACUGGACUGCACCACAUACACAACUGUAGAAACUGGAAUUUUUUUUAUCAUUUUUAAUAAAUCAGC
Molecule: messenger RNA, 2157 nt
Organism: Silurus meridionalis
Lineage: Eukaryota; Metazoa; Chordata; Actinopteri; Siluriformes; Siluridae
Product: UDP-glucuronosyltransferase 2C1-like
Exons: 2
Coding region: 139-1719 (526 amino acids)
Molecular function (GO): UDP-glycosyltransferase activity
Source: RefSeq, a predicted model, not a curated record